GUGGUUCUCAACUCCAGUCCUCGGGACCCACUGCUCUGCACAUUUUGUAUGUCUCUCUUAUCUGACACACUUAGUUCAGUUCAUGCAGUCUCUCCUAACGAGCUGAUGAUCUAAAUCAGGUGCGUUAAAUAAGGGAUACAUACAAAAUGUGCAGUGGGUCCCGAGGACUGGAGUUGAGAAACACUGCAUUAAAGCACCAUAUAUGUGUACUACUGAGCAUUAACAUGUGUUUUGUGGAGCGGAAGAUAUGAUGACUAGUUGCCUAUAAGUAUUGUAAUGAUGCAAAAAGUCAAACUUCAGAGACAUGUCAUCAAUGACCUUUAUUGGAAUGUAAAUGUACAUCCAAGCUUAACUGCAGGAAUCUGUGAGGGCAACGGACAAGAAAAAUAUGGGUAGUUUUGGUGUACCCAGGGCAGGCUUAGUAACAAUCAGGGCUUGACAUUAACACCCGCCAACCCGCCAAAUGCAGCUAGAUUUCAGCUGUUUCAGUUCACACUGCACCAACAAACUCCAACAAACUCAUCUGUUGGAGUUUGUUGGAUAGGUGUGAUACUCUUGUUGGCGUUGGUCAGAGUCUGUUUUUACUAAACUGAACAUGUUUAAUUUGCGUUUGUUUGGUCAUCUGAGCAUCCAACAAACGGCAACAAACUGACGUAAUCUGACCUGGCCAGGAACCGUUGCCAUGACGAUGAGGCAAGUCCUCUGCAAAGACAGCUGCAAAGAUCGCACCCGCGCCUCAUGCAGACACACAACAAAGCAGUGGAAACGUGACAUUGCAGCUUGUUCAUUAUAAAAUAUAAAAUACAGAAAAAAAAAAAAAAAACAUAUAAAUGGUACAAUUGUCCGUAGUGCAAUCCGUGCCAUUCAGCAAGAGCACUGCUCCACUUCACCGAAAGAGAGGUAUAACACCAUGAGAGCAACGCAGGUUUACCUUCAGUUUCAUUUUAAAUUAACUCGUUAACUCGUUGGCUUGUUUAGCUACAUACUUGUAUAUGACUAUGGGUCACAUAAAUAAAAAGGGUCGCACUAAAAAAAAAAAAGUUUAAAAACCGGUGUAUACGCUAAUUUAUUCAAACGCCUCUCUACCGAGCUACCUAGCUUAAUUUGCAGAGGAUGAAGAGAAAGCACCCGUUUGAUAGCCUAAAUGAACCAGUAGUGGAGAAAUAAUAACUUUUAAGAAUUAAUCUUUUUUGAGUAACGACCCCCAACACUGUCGUCCUUGCUGGAGUGUGAUGUGAUUUGUGACGUGCAGGUACGAUGGAUCACGUACAAACCAAUAGGGUGUCAGAAUGGUAUAUGUUUAUACUUCUCAUCCAACCACAAUCAAAUUCACUCUAUCCAAGUGGCGCAAUUUAUCUGGAUUUUUUUUUUUUCUCAAGCCGGUAUGAAAAGAAGCCGAAAUUAAAUAGGAGUAACGAGGCUAUUUUUAAAAUGUAAGAAGUAGAAAGUACAGAUAAUUGAGUGAAAAUGUAAGGAGUAGAAGUAAAAAGUCGGCUGAAAAAUAAUUAUUGAGCUUGCGGGAGAAGAAGGCGCUUGGAUGAAUGCGGCUUUUAUUCCCCUGCUGCUGUGAGAGGACCGCUCCUACUCCUGUGGUGGAGGCGUCAACCUCCACAAUGAAGGGCUUGUCCGGAUCUGGAUGGACCAGGAGAGGAGCGGUGGCGAAGGCUUCUUUGAGGGUGUUGAAGGCUGCUUCAGCUGUUGUAGUCCAGGACAGAGACUUGGGCUUGGUUGGAUUGGAGAUGGAACUGUAAUUCUGGAUAAACCGUCUGUAGAAGUUGGCGAAGCCAAGGAAACAUUGAAGUUCCUUUACAGUGGUGGGAGUUGGCCAGUUCUUGAUGGCGGCCACCUUCCCCUCUUCCAUCCGGUUGCCACUGCUGUCGAUGUUGUAGCCAAGGAACUGCACUGAGGGUUGAUGGAAGGAGCAUUUUUUGGCUUUGAGGAACAUCUGGAAUUCCCUCAGGCGUUUCAAGACCUCCGCAAUGUGGUGGUGAUGUUCGGCCAUGCUCCGGGAGUAUAUUAAGAUGUCAUCAAUGUAGACCAAGAUGAACUUGUGAAGAAACUCCCGGAGCACCUCAUGUAUGAAGUCCUGGAAUACGGAGGGGGCAUUGACCAAUCCAUAGGGCACGACAAGGUAUUCGUAGUGUCCUGUGGGCAUGACAAAGGCGGUCUUCCACUCAUCCCCCUCACAUAUCCGGAUGAGGUUAUACGCCCUGCGGAGGUCCAACUUGCUGAACACAGUGGCACCACGGAGAUGUUCAAGAGCCGCUGGGACGAGAGGAAGGGGGUACCGGAACUUGACGGUGAUGCUGUUGAAAGCUCGAUAGUCUAUACAAGGCCUCAAGCCCAAGAAGAAGCUGGAAGCAGCAGGGGAAGUUGAUGGAUGGAUGUAGCCUUGAGCCAGGGCCUCCUCGAUGUACUCCUUCAUGGCCUUCUCCUCCGGGAUGGACAGGGGAUAGAUUUUUCCCCUGGGCACUGACUCACCCAGAAGCAGAUCGAUGGCGCAGUCCCAUGGCCGCUGUGGAGGCAGCUUUGAAGCUCUCUUGGGGCAGAAAAUGUCACUGAAGGGGGCGUAACAGGAUGGUAUUUCCACAGAAGGUUUCUCUAGUGGACUCUCAAUGGAUGUUGCACAGACAGGGAGAUGAAUGGAGUUUGGAGAACAUGGAACAGGAAAUUCAGAGAAACAGUCUUUAAAACAGGUGUCGCCCCACUUCAGGACUUCGCCGGUCUUCCAGGAGAGGAUGGGAUUGUGCUGCUCCAACCACGGACGCCCUAAAAUCUGGGCGUCCUGUGGGCGUGACGAAGGCGGUCUUCCACUCGUCCCCCUCACGUAACAAAAUCUGGAUCCUUCCAGAACCAGCAACAAAAUCUUCUCCACAUGAAGUACACCGAUUUAAAGUAGUAGGGGGCCGACACUUCUACUAACUUGCCGUCUGCUUACAGGUUUUCCAGUUAUCGAGUGGAUCUGGUAGGUAGCAGGCAUAGCUGUGGUCUUGAGGUUGAGCUGACGGCAGAGGGCGCUGGAGAUGAAGUUGCCUGCUGACCCAGAAUAUAGGAGUGCGCUAACUGGAAUGGAAACAUCAGCAGCAGUAAGCUUCACAAUCUUAUUUAUAGAAGGUGAAGAUGGCACUCAUUAUGGGAUGAGGAGGACGAAUGGGGCAUGCGGAGAUUACAUGCCCAGGAGCACCACAAUAUAAGUGCAGAUUCCUUCUCUGCCAUUCAGUGGGAGUAAGACGAGUUGUUUCCACUUGCAUGGGUUCGUGGGCUGGUUCUGGAGGGCUGACGGAUUCUGGUCGGCAGAGGACGGUGUUGUGCUGUGGCUGGCCCUGGUGCUCUUCGAGACACGACUGCAUACGAGUGGCGAAGCGGAUGGAGAACUGGAUAAACCGUUCAAAGCCGAUGGUAUCCUCGUAUGCAGCGAGAUACAACUGCACUUGAGGAUCCAAUCCUUGUCGAUAUGUUGUUAGAAGCACUUGUUCAUUCCAUCCGCUCUUGGCAGCGAGAGUUCUGAAUUGAAGAGCCUAUUCAUUAACAGACAUUUUUCCUUGCUUCAAGGUUUAAAGUUUCUCACCAAUAGAUGAAUUCCAGGCUGGUCUUCCAAACACUUCUUUAAAGUGAUCGACGGAACUGUAGUAGGACCGGAUAUCUGGAUGAUUCUGGGACCAGAUGGAAUCGGCCCAAUGAAGUGCUUUGCCGCUCAGCUGCGAGAUAAUGAACGCAACUUUGUAUUGCUCGGUGGGAAAUGUGCGGUUGCAUCUCCAGGACCAGUGAGCAUUGGAGGAGAAAUCCGUUGCAAUCCUCCGCCGAACCAGAGAAGGGCACCGGUUUGGCCAUGGGACUGGCGUACAACAGCGGCGAAGGACUGAUGGCGGUGUUUACGGAAGUGAUUGCUGGUGGUGCUGGAGUGGGAGCUGGGUGCACGGUGAGUGUUCCGAUGCAAAGCAUCCACCAGGUCAGGAUCAGGAUGACUCAUGCUUGUGUCGGUUGGUCUUGAUCCGGUCUUCUGUUACAAUACAGAUGGCUCAGAGACAGAAGAUCACAGUUCAGGUAAUUUAUUGACACAAGCAGAGGUAAUCGUCGAACACAGGUGAGUAAGUGAUGCAGUAAUCAGAGUGAUAGAUGAAUGAAUAUUGAUAUUGUCCUUUUGUGGUUUGCAGCGUGAAUACCGGUGAUGGUCGCUGGAGCAGUUGAGACACAGAAGACAGUUGAACCUCACACACACGAUGGAGACACACGAGGUAACUGGAGAUCGCUGGAGACAGGUAAGUAGCAAUAGUAGUCCUUGAGGUAAGCAUACAGGUAUGCAACAAGUAGUCCUUGUUGCGAACGAGACUGGAUGGUGAGUGACUAUGUGUGAGUGUCUUUCAUGUGUGGGUUGAUUGGUGAGAUGAUUGCGUGCAGGUGUGAGUGAUUAGUACUCAGGAGAGGGUGUGCGUUGUGAUUGGUGGGUGCUGGCGUGUCUGUGACAGCAUUAUUGUUAUUGUAUACUGGAAUGACCCAGUAGGCGUAACUCUUCUGAGAAGCUGUGAUCUGAUUGGUCCUCUCUGCUCUGGUGGGCGGGGCUGUUGUUGUUCUGGUUUAUGACAUCAGAUCCAGAAGAGCUUCAGAGAAGACAUACACUGAAUUUAUAAGAGGCAAGCGCCACUUAAACAGAAAAGAAAAAACAAAACCAUACAAAUUCUCAAAACAAUAACAACACAAACCCUUGAACAAACAUAAUACAUUUAACUAAAUUUAGAGCCAUGGAUAAACUUUAGCUAAUGCAAAAAUAACUCUGUUAAAUCAAAAUCACAUUGAUCAGAACGUCACAUUUUUCUAUGUCCCUCUAAUAUGUAAAAGUUGGUACAUUUUCACCUUUAGAAUUCCCAUAAAAACUUUCCCAUUUGAACCUUCACUAGGCUGGUCUGUUCCUGCAACACACCAGGUACCAAUCAUUUCAAGUCAUUUUAAUCAAAAAUUGAACUUUAACAGUUUUAACUGUUUUAACAUUACAGAUUAGAUGGUUUUUAACUGACUGGUUUUAAUGUUUUAACAUUAAGUCAAAUAAGCCUGUGACUCAGUACAGAUAUUAAAGUUCACCAAUAUAGAAAAGUAUUUUCAUUUAUUAAUCAAUGCAAAGAUGAAACAUAAGAAUCAUGUGUGGCAUAAAUCCUGGCCCUCACAAACACCAUCGAACAGGAUCUACAGUAAGUUGCAGCCUGGAUCUUGAAGUGACACUGAGUGUGAAAUAAUCAGCAGAAAACAAGCAAACACUGACGGUCACAUCAGCAGUGUCAAACUGCAAAGGUGGAGUUUCACAACUCUAAAAACCCUCUCUCACAUCAGUGCGUCUGUCAUUUAUUACUGAUCCAGUUUUGAAGAGUUUGUCUUUUCAUAUUGUGGACUGAAACUGAUGAAGAAAAUGUUUCUGAAAUUAGUUUUUCUCUGUUUGUGUUUGUGGCGUCUGGAUGGUGAGUUUAAAUGUGUUUUUAUGACUUCAGCUGUUUCUGUUCUGGUAUGUGAUAAAUUACUGAUUAUAAAAUUAGUCAGAGGAGAUUAAAAUUAACUUUUUCUCAUAUAGAAAUAAUUAAACUGAUUUUACUGUCAUCAAAUUUGAAUUGAGUCUAUAUUCAGUUGUUCAGGAUAGAUUCAAUAAAUAAACAAAUAUGAAGCUCAGAUAAUCAACAGCAUUAGUAAAGUGUCUUUAUAUAGUUAUUGUUCCACAUAUAAAUCUAUUUUUCAUUCAUCAUCAUUUGUUUUUGUGCUUCUGCAGAAUAUUAACUUAUUAACAUUUAAUGAACUAAAGUAUUUUAGUGAAGCUUCAUCAAACCAACAAGAAUGAUUUUAAAGCUUUAAUCUUUGAAAAACUGUUCUUCAGGAGUGUUUGGUUAUAACGUGAUUGUGGAUAAAGGAGAUUCAGUCACUCUAAACUCUGAUCGUACUGAAAUGAAGGAUGAUGAUGUGAUUCAGUGGAGGUUUGAAAACACUUUAAUAGCUGAAAUCAAUGUAACGGCCGACAGAUUCACUGUAUAUGAUGAUGUUCUUGAUGGGAGAUUCAGAGACAGACUGAAGCUGGACAAUCAAACUGGAUCUCUGACCAUCACAAACACCAGAACUGAACAUGAAGGACGUUAUGAACUAGAGAUCAACAGUGUGAGAAAUAGUUUCAAUCUCAUUGUCUUUGCUGUAAUAUCAGUGAAUAAAGGAGAUUCAGUCACUCUAAACUCUGAUCUUACUGAGAUGACGGAUGAUGAUCAGAUUUACUGGAUGUUUGGAAAUGGAAAUCAUUUCGCUUCAAUAGCUGAUAUCAAUAAACAGUACGACAUAUUCAGUGUACAUAAUGAUUAUAGAUUCAGAAACAGACUGAAGUUGGACAAUCAAACUGGAUCUCUGACCAUCACAAACAUCAGAACUAAAAAUGCUGGAGUUUAUGAACUACAGAUCAACAGAGUGACCGAGAGGUUUAUUCUCACUAUCUUUGAUGAAGUGAAGGAAGUGUCAGUGAAGGAGGGAGAUUCAGUCACUCUAAACUCUGAUCUUAUAGAUCGUGAGAAUUUGUGGAGGUUUAAAAACACUUUAAUAGCUCUCACCAGUAAACGGUUCAACAGCUUCACUGUAUAUGAUGAUGUUCUUGAUGGGAGAUUCAGAGACAGACUGAAGCUGGACAAUCAAACUGGAUCUCUGACCAUCACAAACAUCACAACUGAACAUGAUGGAGAUUAUGAACUAGUGAUGUAUUCAUCAGAAUUCUCAUCUGAAACAUUCAGAGUUUCUGUCUAUAACUCUGUCCACUGUUGUGGUCCUACUGAAGCUGUGAUCCGAUUGGUCCUCUCUGCUCUGGUGGGCGUGGCUACUGUCAUUAUUCUGGUUUAUGACAUCAGAUCCAGCAGAGCUGAACGAGAUCAAGAACAGAUUCACACAUCAGGAAACUAAAUGAUGUAAUUUCUCAUAACUAUUUCAAUCAUUCAUUUAUUUUAUUGGCUUUAUAUUCAUCUGCUGGUAUCGAUGUUCAUUUAUUGGCGGCUCAUUUCCACCAUUAAUGCUCAAAAUAUCAAAUGCAAAUGUUUGUAAGGAUAAAUAUACUGAAGAUACCAAAGAUUGCGUUGCUCAUGCUAGAUUAGUUAGUAUAACAUGCUUUAUUUCAGGGUUAUUAUUGUUCAGUCAGAGCUGGUUAAUGGUGUUCAGAUCAGACGUCUCUAAUAGUAAUAAUGAAGCUCCUCUACUGGCUGAACGCAAACACACUGAAAUACAAUAUAUAUCUCUCUCUGUCUGCUUUUUUGUGUCAGAUUUUUACAGUUCAAUUGAAUGGCUUUAUUGUUUAUAUUUUCCUCAGAUAAGAGACACAAAUCUCUCUUUACUAUAUUUGUUAUAUAUGUAUUUGCUUGACUUUAUCAAUAAA
Molecule: messenger RNA, 7375 nt
Organism: Megalobrama amblycephala (Wuchang bream)
Lineage: Eukaryota; Metazoa; Chordata; Actinopteri; Cypriniformes; Xenocyprididae
Exons: 4
Coding region: 5923-6909 (328 amino acids)
Source: RefSeq, a predicted model, not a curated record